This is a messenger RNA of Gastrolobium bilobum, 1593 nucleotides long. RefSeq names its product transcription factor GTE6-like. Gene Ontology annotation, molecular function: protein binding. NCBI's taxonomy places the organism in Eukaryota, Viridiplantae, Streptophyta, Magnoliopsida, Fabales, Fabaceae. The coding region runs from base 199 to 1296 and encodes 365 amino acids. The record is from RefSeq and is a predicted model, not a curated record. The transcript is spliced from 9 exons.
CUGGUACUAAUCUCUCUCUCUGUCUCUCUCUCUCUCUUUGUUCCUUCCCCUUCUUGAUUCUCGCACACACAUAGCAAGUGGCUCUUUGUUGUUAUUGAAUUUUGAAAUCACAUCAGUGACUGAGUGUGCUGCUAAAAAAAAAUCUAUCACUUGCUAAAAAGCAACACAUUUGUAUUGCAUCUGGUGUUAUCGUAUCAGAUGGAAACAUUUGAUGCAUCGAUUUCAGAGCCGGGUAAUGUUGCAAUAGGAAUCCCUAAUGGCGGUUCAAUUCAAAUAGAGGGUUUCAAGCAUCGUGUUGACGAGAUAGUUUCAAAGGUUGAUAAGCUUGAGCAUAAAGUGCAUGAUAUAGAAAAUUUUUACUUGACCGUGAAUAAAAAGCAAACAAGCAUGUCUAAAGGUAACUCAGCUACAAAGGAUAAAGAUAAGGAGAAACUUGUUCCUAGUAUUAAGAAGCAACAACAGGAUGCAUCACGUAGAGAAGCAGCUGCUACAAAGCGAAUGCAAGAUAUUAUGCGCCAGUUUGGCACAAUAUUACGCCAGAUUACACAACACAAGUGGGCUUGGCCUUUUAUGCAACCUGUGGAUGUAGAGGGUCUUGGUUUACAUGACUAUUUUGAGGUCAUUGACAAGCCCAUGGAUUUCAGUACCAUUAAGAAUCAAAUGGAGGCUAAAGAUGGUACUGGAUAUAAGCAUGUUCGGGAAAUAUGUGCUGAUGUGAGGUUGGUUUUCAAGAAUGCUAUGAAAUAUAAUGAUGAAAGAAGUGAUGUUCAUGUGAUGGCAAAAACUUUGCUGGCAAAGUUUGAGGAGAAAUGGUUGCAACUUCUGCCUAAAGUUACUGAAGAGGAAACAAGACGAGAAGAGGAAGAAGCUGAAGCAGAGUUGGCCAUGCAGCUUGCUCAAGAAGCAGCUCAUGCUAAAAUGGCUAGAGAUUUAACAAAUGAGCUGUUUGAAGUUGAUGUGCAUUUAGAAGAGCUACGAGAGAUGGUUGUUAAAAGAUGCAGAAAAACGUCAACUGAAGAAAAGAGAAAGCUUGGAGCUGCUCUCACCCGAUUGUCACCCGAUGAUCUUAGCAAAGCAUUGGAAAUUGUUGCCCAACAUAAUCCAAACUUCCAAGCAAAUGCUGAAGAGGUGGAUCUUGACAUGGAUGCUCAGAGCGAGUCUACCUUGUGGAGCUUAAAAUUUUUUGUUAAGGAGGCAUUAGAAGUCCAGGACAAGAAAAACAACAAACGUAAAAGAGAGUUAUGUGAUGCUAUUGCCAUAGCCUCGAAGAAGACCAAGAAGGUGCCCAAAGAGUAAUGAUGAUAUGCUACUUUUAGGUUGUCUCCUAUGUGGGAUGAUGCCCUGGUGUACUUUUUUCUUGGAAAAUGGCAAAAGUUGUGUUGCUCACUUUAGUUUCUUAUGCCAACCACAGCCUUUUCCAGUUGCUCCUUUUUGCUCCCAAAGAAAUCCUUGAGAUGCAGUCCAAUAGUCUUAAAUGCAUUUGCUCUUGUCCUUUGGUUCUCCCUGACCCUUUUUUUAUGUUGGUUUCCCCCGUGCACGCGCGCGCAUAUAUAUAUAUAUAUAUAUAUAUAUACCAUGUACUUUGCAUUUCCA